This is a messenger RNA of Porites lobata, 4231 nucleotides long. NCBI's taxonomy places the organism in Eukaryota, Metazoa, Cnidaria, Anthozoa, Scleractinia, Poritidae. The record is from the annotation of a GenBank genome assembly.
GGUGGGACGGCGCAAAGAUUGACUGUCUACUGACUUCUACAGGAGGCAAGUAGUGUGAUGGCAUUUUGUGGAGCUUUCUGCACAGGUUUAAGGUCUAGAAAGGAGGCAGACAGCCCGUUUUCUUGGCUUGUUUGUUUCUGUGCCUUUUUCAUCAUAGCUUUAACUCUUGGAACCGCUCUAAAUUUUGGAAUUCUCUUCCCUGUGUUGAUGGACUACUUUCACGAAACACGCGAAAGGACAGGCAAGUAAUUAGUUAUUAUACCAUCUCGAUCUGCUGUUUCUUGGUUGUUGUUUCUGCAAUGUUCGUGUAUCUUUCUUUCCAAGGCGGAAGCCAUUGUAUAUGUGUUCGGCGGAAAAUCCACAGGACAAGCCCACUUAGGAGGGAUAUGACGUGUAUCCACUAUCAAGCGUGUUUUAAGUCAAAGAAGCACGUAAUAAGCGAUUUUAAGUUAAGAAUUUAUCCAUAUAUGGGAUCACUCAACGCGAUGGUAUCAAUGCUUAUGUUGUUCAAUUUUAUCCUUGGUUUAAAUUUUAUUUUCCUUUGUUUUGGGGCAUGGUAAUGUUCGAUAAUGAGUUUGAAACAAAGGAAAAUAGAAUUUAAACCAAUUAACCAAGUCAGUGGCUUCAUAGCUCAGUUGGUAGAGCAUCGCACCGGUAUCGCACGGUCACGGGCUCAAACCCCUUUGAAGUCUUGAAUUUUUUUCGGGCUUCUUUAUGCAAUUGCAUAAAUCGCGUUCACUGCGAUGACCAUUUCUUCAUUUUCAUUUCAUUUCCGCCGUUCAUACAUGAUUCAUUUCAUAUAUCAUUAACACUCAUUUCUUUCACGGGAACAUAUGAAACCACAAUUGACCUGCUCCCAAUGUCAGUGGCUUCAUAGCUCAGUUGGUAGAGCUUCGCACCAGUAUCGCGAGGUCACGGGUUCAAACGCCAGUGAAGUCCUGAAUUUUUUUCAUUCUUCUUUACGCAAUUGCAUAAAUUGCGUUCACUGCGACGAUCAUUUCUUCAUUUUGAAAAUUGAACCACAAUAUUUACAUCCAGAUCAACAGGUCCAAUUUGAGUGCAGUGUGUCAACAGGCUGGCCACCAUGCAUGCCUUCACACUUACAUUUACAGGGUUGUGGUAAAUAAAUAAAUACAACUACAGUCAAAUUAAACCUGUAGUCAGCUGUGUAUAAGCGGUUACCCUUUUUUGGGAAUGGCUUCCUACCAAGAAUUAUUAUUCAAGAAAGUGAAGAUGGCGAAAGAGAGAAAUCUCUAUCCCAUGACAGAACCACUUAUUGCCAUACACAGUGUGUCUGAUGCACUCGAGUAUGAUACAUCUUGCCAAAGUGAUCGCUUAUAGAGGUGAAGAUAAUAAAAAAUAACUCAUUGGGACAUCAAAAAAGGUGACUGCGAUUGCUUAAUAGGUCAGUUUUACAGUAAUUAAGGGAAAUUAUUUCUGGGACUAUUGCAAGUGACAACCUAAUGGAGGGUGACCGAGUAAAAGAGGGUUGCAUAAUACAGGUUUGACUGUACCCCGAAACUGUAACAGCACAAUGAUUAAGACUGUUUUGUUCUCUUCCAGCCUGGGUUGGUUCAGUUGGAUUAGCUUUUAUAUUCUCCCUUGGCCCAUUGACUGGAUCAUUGGUGGAUCGAUUUGGUUGUCGCAUUACUGCAUUUGUGGGUGGGAUAUCAUGCGUCAGUGGCCUCUUGCUCUCAUCUCUUGCGACAAGUAUUGCCAUCUUGUAUGUAACUUACAGCAUCCUCUUUGGGUUUGGAAGCAGCUGCAUGUUUGUUUCAUGUUAUGUGGUGACAUCCUUAUACUUUAACAAGAGGCAAUCCAUAGCAACUGGUAUAAUUGCAUCUGGAAGUGGAAUUGGUGUACUUGCAGUGGCACCCAUUCUUCAAGUAUUACUAGACAAUUUUCACUGGAGGAAGACAUAUCGCAUUACUGCUGGAAUCUUUUCAGUUGUUUGUUUUCUUUGUUUGACAUUUGAUCCUACCAUGGUUAAGACUAGUAGAGAAGAAAGAGAGGGUGAAGAGGAAAACAUAGAAUCCGAAAAUUUGCAAGAGAAGAAUGAUGUAAAGAAGAAAAGAUGGUUUGUUGACUGCUCUGUUUUCAAGAAUAAGCGGUUUGUGGUAUUGACUCUUAGUGCUAUUCUCUACAACCUUGGACAUAACACUCCACGACUUCACUUGGUAAGUUUUUAGUUAGCCUUGCAUAGCUGGCAGGAUUAGUGGAGGAGUGCUGUUGUUUUUUGGCGGCAGAGCCACAAGAAGUUUGAGAACAAGAAAUCCCACGUAGCUCUGCAGAUCGAGAAAGUACCCUGCGCAUAAAUAUCUGGCCAUGUACACGCAGGUUAAGUUUUACUAGUACCAUAAAAUUCCGAAAAUAAGCCUCGGGGCUUAUAUUUUUCAAAGGCCCUUUUUGAGGUGCUUGUUUUUGUUAAGUUUAUUCGGAGGGCUAUUACCUAUGGAAAAUUCCGUUUCAAAAUAAGCCUCGGGGCUUAUUUGAGGCCAAUUUCAAAAGCCCCUGGGGCCCUUUUUUUGAGGUGCUUUAACGGAGGGUUUUUAAGUUCUGUUUGGGGGCUUAUACAUGGAGGGGCUUAUUUUUGGAAUUUUAUGGUAUGUCACUGUUUUGGAGAGGUAUCACAUUAGUUUACUUUUAAAGCCUUCAAUAUAGACUAUGUGAUGAUACAUGAUUUAAAUCUGACUAUAAAUUACUGGAUAUUACUUCUUGAACAGUCAAUCAUGCAGUGUUCAAUGACUUUAAUAAAACAAUGUCAAUCAUUGUUGUUUGUCAGAUUGCAAGCGGUUACUUGCUUUUCUCACUUGUCUACUCAUAUCCAUGUAUUCAUCUGUUUUUAUCGUGGCUGUAUGUAGAAAAGGGAGGUGAACCAAUUUUUUUAGGCGAGACAGAAGGAGUGAUCAUAAAAACAGGGUACAUUCAUUAACUGGAUGAUUCCAUUUAGCCUGAGAGGCAGACAUUCAAAAGGGAAGGGCAAGGGUGUGUGAAAAGCACUACUAUAGUUACUUGAAUAAGUGCCACCACUGAAAAGUGCUGCCCACAUUUUGGAAAAAAGGGUAAUGCAAUAAUAAUUUAUUAUUGUAAGCACCACCCCAAAAUUAAGCUCUGUGGCCUUGAAAGAAUCAAAAUCCAAAGAUGUUAUAUCCUUAAGUUUAAUAGAGAAAGCAAUGAAGCCCUAGUGAAAACAAUUUUCUGUUGUGUCCAACUUUCAAAUAAACACCUCUCUCAAAUACGUGCCACAUUUGAGGCGAGAAAAAUUUAGUAAGGGUCGCCACGCUUAUUGGAGUUAACAUGGAUGCACGGGUACAUAAAAAAUGCAAGGGAGAGAGAAGGGAAUGGCAUUUUCCUCCUUCUUCAACUUCCACUGGCACCAUCACACUGCACAAAAAGAUAAGUGGAAAGUGAAAACACCACUUGCCUCAAAAUGAGGGCGUGAGAUCCAAAGAAAUGAAUAAGCACCAUAAUACACAAAGUCCUGCCAAAGGGGUUCAUUUGAGGAUUUUGCUGACAGAUUUAAAAGUAAAAGAGUGACAAAUUUGAUCACAAUAACUAAUGGUCUAGGAAAAUGCUGGCUAGUGCUAAUAGCCAGGAAGUAGCAGGGCUCAUGCUUCUGAGUUUGAAUUACACAUUAAUCUUAGAUUUAUUGUGCAAUUAUUUAUCCAGUAUCCAAAUACCGAAAAAUCAUGCUAAACAACUUUGAGCUGAAGUGAAACUUGUCCGAUAACUGAGCCUAAUUCCUGCAAAGAAAUGUUAUAAUCUUUAUGUUAUGGUGGUAUAGCCACUAUUGUAUCGACACAGUUUGCUGAACAACAUAUGGCUUUAUGACACUAUUCUUUUGCAGGUUAGAUUUUCAGAGGGUCUUAAUGUUUCAGCUGAUGCAGCAUCCAGACUGUUUAUUUACAUUGGGGUCACCACAUUCAUCGGUCGUCUACUGAGUGGAUUGUUAUGUAACAUGCGAUGUGUAAACCCAGUUUAUGUUUACAUGGGUAGCCUUAUUCUUGAUGGAUGUGAUAUCAUUUUUCUUGCACAAGCAAAAACUUAUGGACACCUGGUAGCCUUUUCAUUUCUGUUUGGUUUGGCAGAUGGAGUUCUAGGAGGUACCUUUUACAUUCAAAUAUUGAUGUCAGUAGGUCCAAGCUUGAAAGCAUCAGCCAUGGGUUUAAGUUCUCUUUGUUAUGGUACUACCAUGGCAACUGGUCCAGCGCUAGCAGGUAGGUAUCGGUUA